AACUCUCCAUCACCUCCGCAUUUAUUUGAUCAUCAGCCCAUCUCCCUCUUAUCGCUCAACCUGAACAUCGGCACAAUGGCAUCUGCUGCAGACAUCAAGCCCUGGCUCCGCGAGGCCUCACAGGCAUAUCUCCUCUCCAAAGCCAACAUCGUCGACGUCGAAACAGGCACUAUAAAACAAGAUCACUAUGUAGCAAUCAACAACGGCAAAAUCACUUCUGUCUCUCCCAGCCCACCAUCUCCAUCCGCCUUGCCAGCCUCAUACAUCACUGUCGAUUGCUCAGGCCAAUAUAUAAGCCCUGGCCUCUUCGACGCUCACGUCCACUUCGUCGCAGUCCCUGGCUUCAAUGGCCUCUCCAUGGCCUUUGGCAACUUCAACGAUGUCUCCCUCCUCCGCCAGCCAUACGUCGCCACCCAAAUGCUCCACCGCGGCUUCACCACUGUCCGCGACUGCGGCGGCGCCCAGCUCGCCUUCAAGCAAGCAAUCGAGGACGGCGUCUUCCCAGGCCCCCGCCUCUUCAUCGCAGGACACGCCCUCUCUCAGUCCGGAGGCCACGGCGACAUCCGCAGCUCCCACGACCACGUGCAGUGUUGCGCAGGACACACAAAUGGCCUCGGUCGCAUCUGCGACGGGGUGCCAGCCUGCAUGACCGCCGUCCGCGAGGAAAUCCGCUCAGGCGCGGACUUUAUCAAGAUCAUGGGCUCUGGUGGCGUGUCAACGCCUACAGAUCGCCUUGAGCAGCUGCAGUUCACCAACGCCGAGAUCCAGGCUAUUGUCGAGUGUGCAGAGAACGCGGGCACGUAUGUCACGGCGCACGCGUACACGCCCAAGGCAAUCCGGCACGCAAUUGAGAACGGGGUGAAGGGUAUCGAGCAUGGGAAUUUUAUCACGGAGGAGAUUGCGCGGCUUAUGGUGGAACGAGGGGUGUAUCUUACGCCGACGUUGAUUUCGUAUGCGGAGAUGGAUUCGGAGCGGUGGAGGGGGUAUUUACCUGCUGAUGGGCAGGCAAAGAACACGGAGGUGUUGAGCGCGGGUUUGAAAAGUUUGAAGACUGCUGCUGAUGCCGGGGUGACGAUUUGUUAUGGGAGUGAUCUGUUAGGCCCGUUGGGGUUGGCUCAGACAGGGGAGUUUGCGCUGAGAGCGCAGGCUUUGAGUCCGUUGGCUGUGUUACAGAGUGCGACUAUUAACCCGGCGAAGAUGGUAGGACAGCCGGAAUUACUUGGACAGAUUAAGGAGGGAUUCUGGGCGGAUGUGUUGUUCCUUAAUAGGAAUCCGUUGGAGGAUGUGACGGUCUUUGACCGGCCGGAGGAGUGUGUAUUGGGGGUGAUGAAGGAAGGCCGGGUGUAUAAAAGCCGCUGGGAGGGCUUGAAGGAGGAUGCGGAAAUUCCAGUGCGGAUUAAGUCUGCAUAAAAUUAAAUAGCCUACUCCUUCAAGUCAUUAACUACGGGAAGGAAGGAGUUAACGAACAUGUCAUGCCAUGUCAACCGUCAAUAUGGAUUAUUUACAUGUGACGGUAUCGCUUCAAAUUCCAACAUGUCCAAACCAGUCAACCCCAUCAGCGCCAUCUGAUCAUCAUGGCUCCAAAUCAUCUGCGGAUCUACAUCAAGAGAUAGAUGCGGCGAGUCAACAGUGCCUGUAUUGGACAGGUCCUGAUGAGCUUCUGACCCCGGCCAUUUUGGGAGCUCGUUCACACUAAGUCCCGCCGUAGCUUGCCCAUCUAUAGUAGUAGUGGCCAUCGUUGAUCCAAAUGUAGAAUCAGAGACCCCGAAUGGAGUGCUCCGCUGUUGCUCAGAGCCUGGGUUGGCCUUUGACGACACCCAUUGCGCCCAUUCACUAUACCCAGCGGCGUA
This is a messenger RNA of Aspergillus versicolor CBS 583.65, 1850 nucleotides long. RefSeq lists its product as uncharacterized. The record is from RefSeq and is a predicted model, not a curated record. The coding region runs from base 76 to 1410 and encodes 444 amino acids. The transcript has a single exon. NCBI's taxonomy places the organism in Eukaryota, Fungi, Ascomycota, Eurotiomycetes, Eurotiales, Aspergillaceae. Gene Ontology annotation, molecular function: hydrolase activity, acting on carbon-nitrogen (but not peptide) bonds.